AUGCAAGAGAUAGAAUCCAAAUAAUAUAUUGGAGCAAAAGAAGGAGCCCAUAUAAUUUAUACUGUCUGCUUCUUAGCAGCAACAAGCAUCAUUGAAAAUAAAUACAGCGAAAAGCAAUGCGAAGGAGUCAAUUUAUUGCUUUUAGUCAAUUUAGUUUUUUACGGUUUAAUAAUUUGGGCAACUUACUAAGUUAUAACGAUAUUACCAAAAUACAAAAAUGCUGCUAUUAAAUAAUUCUUUAGCUUUAUGCAUGGCGUUUUUGGAAUUUACAUGCUUGCAGUUUUUGCUUAUGCUAAUUUACUCUAUUUUGAUGAUGCUUUUGUAAAAAAUAACUGUACAAAGAACACUCCUAUCCUUGCUUUCUUCACAACUUUAUUUAUUAUUGUUGGAUAUGUGAUUCUCAUAAUAUUUUCUAUGUCAUUCUUUUCUUCAAUAUUUAGACGUUUUUCUAAAUAAAAUAACGAUGAAACUGGAGCUAUUGAAGAACUCUGA
Molecule: messenger RNA, 492 nt
Organism: Tetrahymena thermophila SB210
Lineage: Eukaryota; Ciliophora; Oligohymenophorea; Hymenostomatida; Tetrahymenidae
Product: transmembrane protein, putative
Exons: 1
Source: RefSeq, a predicted model, not a curated record